Odobenus rosmarus divergens (Pacific walrus) is the source of this 950-nucleotide messenger RNA. RefSeq names its product N-acetylglucosamine-1-phosphate transferase, gamma subunit (gene GNPTG). The transcript has 11 exons. NCBI's taxonomy places the organism in Eukaryota, Metazoa, Chordata, Mammalia, Carnivora, Odobenidae. Bases 33 to 950 code for a protein of 305 amino acids. Gene Ontology annotation, cellular component: Golgi apparatus. The record is from RefSeq and is a predicted model, not a curated record.
CGGCGCCCACGUGACCGCGCGCGCGGGGAGCGAUGGCGGCGAGGCUGGCGGGCUUCCUGCUGCUGCUGGGGCUCGCGGCGCCCGGGCCCGCGCCCGCCGCUGCCGCCAAGAUGAAGGUGGUGGAGGAGCCCAACGCGUUCGGGCUCAACAACCCGUUCCUGCCCCAGACUAGUCGCCUCCAACCCAAGAGGGAUCCUUCACCCGUGUCUGGGCCCGCGCACCUCUUCAGGCUUUCCGGCAAGUGCUUCAGCCUGGUGGAGUCCACGUACAAGUACGAGUUCUGCCCGUUCCACAACGUGACACAGCAUGAGCAGACCUUCCGCUGGAACGCCUAUAGUGGGAUCCUGGGCAUCUGGAACGAGUGGGAAAUCUCCAACAACACCUUCAGGGGCAUGUGGAUGAGGGACGGCGACUCCUGCCGCUCCCGGAGCAGGCAGAGCAAGGUGGAACUUACCUGUGGGAAAAGCAGCCGCCUGGCGCACGUGUCUGAGCCGAGCACCUGUGUCUAUGCGCUGACGUUUGAGACGCCUCUCGUCUGCCACCCACACUCCUUGUUAGUGUACCCGGCCCUGCCCCCCGCCCUGCAGCAGCGGUGGGACCAGCUGGAGCAGGACCUGGCUGAUGAGCUCAUCACCGCCCAGGGCUAUGACAAGUGGCUCAGGGUGCUUUUUGAGGAUGCCGGCUACCUAAAGACUCCAGAACAAAGUGAAUCGGUGCUGGAAGGAGGUGCCAAGGACCUGGCCUUCCAGACCUUAGAGAGCUGCCGUGAGGCACAUAAAGAGCUGGCGAAGGAGCUCAGGAGACUGAAGAGCGUGCUGACCCAGCACGGCAUCCCCUACACCAGGCCUGCGGAGACUUCCAGCUCUGAGCACGUGGGCCCCAAGACACCCCCAGACGGGACAGCGGAGCCGCUCCGAGGUGACCCAGGACUGCGUGGGAACACCUUGUGA